This is a messenger RNA of Zerene cesonia (dogface butterfly), 3993 nucleotides long. It is a transcript of the gene IleRS, whose product is annotated as isoleucine--tRNA ligase, cytoplasmic. Gene Ontology annotation, biological process: isoleucyl-tRNA aminoacylation. The record is from RefSeq and is a predicted model, not a curated record. NCBI's taxonomy places the organism in Eukaryota, Metazoa, Arthropoda, Insecta, Lepidoptera, Pieridae. The transcript has 4 exons. Gene Ontology annotation, molecular function: ATP binding; isoleucine-tRNA ligase activity; tRNA binding. The coding region runs from base 92 to 3736 and encodes 1214 amino acids.
AAGUUGUCAUUUGUCAGGGUACGUUUUGUGGCAUGGCGUGGCGAAUUCCGGCACUGAAAUUUUUAAAGGGACAUUGAAGGAAUAUUGCAUCAUGUCUUCUAAAAAUCAAGGCAUAAGGGUUCCGGAAAAUAUUGACUUUCCAAAAGAAGAGGAAAAUGUGUUAAAAUUUUGGAAAGAAAUUGAAGCUUUUCAAACUUGUCUCAAACAAUCUAAAAACAAACCAAGGUACUCGUUCUACGACGGGCCUCCAUUCGCGACAGGCUUACCUCAUUAUGGACACGUACUUGCUGGUACAAUUAAGGAUGUCGUUACUCGAUAUGCUCAUCAAAAGGGCUAUCACGUUGAAAGAAGAUUUGGGUGGGAUUGUCACGGUCUCCCUGUGGAGUUUGAAAUAGAUAAAACUCUGGGAAUAAAAGGACCUGAAGACGUUGAAAAAAUGGGUAUUGACAAGUACAAUGCAGAAUGUAGAAAAAUUGUUAUGAAAUAUGCUACAGAAUGGGAGACUAUUAUCACAAGAAUGGGGCGAUGGAUAGAUUUCAAAAAUGACUAUAAAACCCUAUACCCUUGGUUCAUGGAAUCUGUUUGGUGGGUGUUUAAAGAAUUGUUUAACAAAGGCUUAGUAUACCAAGGUGUAAAAGUUAUGCCAUUCUCAACUGCAUGUUCCACUCCACUUUCCAAUUUUGAAUCUGGACAAAAUUAUAAAGACGUUGUUGAUCCAGCUGUUGUUGUAUCUUUUCCUACUGCUGAAGGAUUUUCCCUUCUUGCCUGGACAACUACUCCUUGGACUCUGCCAAGCAAUUUAAGUCUCUGUGUUAAUCCUAAAUUAAUUUAUGUAAAAGUGAAGGAAAAGGCAACAGGCAAUUGCUAUGUAUUACAAGAAAAUAGAUUCCCUGUCAUUUUUAAAAAUGUUGAUGAUUUUGAGAUUGUUGAAAAGUUUCCUGGUGAAAAAUUGAAAGGUAUAAAAUAUACACCAAUAUUUGAUUAUUUUAUUGGUAUCUGCCCAAAAGCAUUUCAAGUGUUGACAGAUGGGUAUGUAACUGAUGACUCUGGAACAGGAAUUGUACAUCAGGCACCAUAUUUUGGUGAAGAUGAUUUUAGAGUUUGUUUAGCAAAUGGAAUAAUAACCAGAGACCAAGAGAUUAUCUGUCCAGUAGAUGCAAGUGGUAAAUUUACUGCGCCUGUCAAAGAUUUUAUAGGUCAACAUGUGAAGGAUGCAGAUAAACAUAUUAUAGCUAAUUUAAAAGCCCGCAAUAGGUUACUACAAGCAGGACAAGUUAAACAUAGCUAUCCUUUUUGCUGGCGUUCUGAAACACCUCUUAUAUAUAAAGCUGUACCUUCUUGGUUUGUAAGAGUUGAACAUAUGAGUCAAGAUCUACUUAAAUCAAGUGAAAGUACUUACUGGGUUCCAGAUUAUGUAAAAGAAAAAAGGUUUGGUAAUUGGUUACGUGAAGCCAGGGAUUGGGCUAUCAGUAGGAACAGGUAUUGGGGAACACCAAUUCCAUUAUGGAUUUCAAGUGAUAAGCAAGAAGUUGUAUGUGUAGGUAGUAUUGCUGAAUUGUGUGAACUUACUGGCAAAGAAAUCAAAGAUAUACAUAGAGAAAGCAUUGAUCACUUGGAAAUUCCAUCAGCUCGACCAGGUCAGCCACCACUAAAAAGGGUUUCAGAGGUUUUUGAUUGUUGGUUUGAAUCUGGAUCUAUGCCUUAUGCGCAACUUCAUUACCCAUUUGAAAAUAAAAAAGAAUUUGAUGAAGUUUUUCCUGCUAAUUUUAUUGCAGAAGGUAUAGAUCAAACUAGAGGUUGGUUUUAUACACUUAUUGUAUUGUCAACAGCAUUGUUUAACAAAGCUCCCUUUAAAAAUCUUAUUGCUAACGGAUUGGUUCUUGCUUCUGAUGGACAAAAAAUGUCCAAAAGAAAGAAGAAUUAUCCUGAUCCUCUUGCUGUUGUCAGUAAAUAUGGGGCAGAUGCCUUAAGAUUAUAUCUAAUUAACUCUCCAGUUGUUAGAGCUGAUAAUCUAAGAUUCAAGGAAGAAGGUGUUAGAGAUGUUAUAAAAGAUGUCUUCUUACCUUGGUAUAAUGCCUUUAGAUUUUUGAUGCAAAAUGUUGAGAGAAUUAUGCAGGAAGAUAAGAUUGAUUAUAAAUUUAAUGAAAAAACAGAAAGAGAUAAUGUUAUGGAUAAAUGGAUAACAUCAUUCACACAAUCUCUGAUUCAGUUUGUCACUAAAGAGAUGGCAGCAUAUAGAUUGUAUACAGUGAUUCCUAGACUGACUAAAUUCAUUGACCAUCUCACCAACUGGUAUGUGAGAAUGAAUAGAAAGCGGCUGAAGGGUGAAAAUGGUGUAAAGGAUUGCCAGGUCGCUUUAGAUACAUUGUUUGGUGUCCUAUAUGAUAUGGUUCGGGUCAUGGCUCCAUUCACCCCUUUCUUGACUGAAUUUAUGUACAAAACUUUAAGACAAUUAUUGCCCGGUGAUUCUUUAGAAAGUGUUCAUUUUAACAUGAUACCAGAACCAAGAAUUGAAUUGGUUGAUUCCAAUAUAGAAAGAGCAGUGGAAAGAAUGCAGGCUGUAAUAGAGCUGGGACGAAUUGUUAGGGAUAGAAAGACUAUUCCAAUUAAGUAUCCAUUACCAGAAAUGGUAGUUAUUCAUCAAGACCAAACAUACUUGGAUGAUAUUAACUCUCUUCUAAAAUAUGUUUUAGAAGAAAUGAAUGUUAAAAGGGUUCUUUUAUCUAGUGAUAAAGAAAAAUAUGGUAUCACCUUGAGAGUUGAACCGGAUCAUAAAAUUCUUGGAGCUAGACUAAAGGGAGAUUUUAAGGCUGUAACACAGGCUUUGAAAGAUCUUAAUAAUGAACAAUGUGAAAAACUGAUUUCUGAUGGCUAUGUUGGUUUGGUUGGGCAACGCAUUGAUGUUUCUGAAGUAAGAGUUAUAUUCCAAGCCCAAGGUAAUGAUCAGUAUGAAGCACACAGUGACAAUGAUGUUUUAAUUUUACUUAAUGUUACUCCAGAUCAAGACAUGCUUGAUGAAGGCUUUGCAAGGGAAGUUAUAAACAGGGUGCAAAAGCUGAGAAAGAAGGCGCAUUUGGUUCCAACUGAUGAAGUCGAUGUAUACUUUGCUGUUAAUAAAGCGAGCGAUAUUUUGCGUAUAAUCAAUAUACACCGUGAGUUAAUUGAAACAACGGUGAGAGCCCCGUUAAAAGCGAUCGACGAUUUAUCACAAUCAAAACCAAUAAUUAUUGAAGAAACUCAAGAAUUGAAAGGCUCUCAGUUAAAAUUAAUAAUUACUUGGAGAAAGGAUAUUGAAAUGCCAGCCAAUCCUUGGGCCAAUAUAGUUCUACAGGACAUAAAACCGCGCUUUGGUGUUGUUACUAGUCAAGCAAGUAUUAUACUGAAGGACAAAGAUAACAAGUACAUGAAUUUAGAUCAACUACAUAAGGAAAUUGAAGUCUUAUUUGGUUUAUAUGGUAUGAAAUUUAACUUAUGGUGUGAAGGAAAUGAGAUUCGAAAGACAGAUGAUUUAAAUUCUAAGCUUAUUAUUGUUUCACAUUCUAAGCCUAAGAAUAUUGAAGCAGAAAAUGUUCCUUUUUGUAAGUUCGUAAAUGUUGUAAAUGGAAAGAAAACUGCAACACUGUUCAUUGAAAAUCCUAAAGGUAAAAUGACAAUAUCAAAGGAACAAGCAACAGACUUUUUAUCUAAAUAUUUAGGUGUUAAAGCAUCUGAAUUGGACAUUAGUGCCUGGAAGUAGUGUGGUAUUUAAAUUAAUAAUUAAUCUAUACUUUCUAUGCUGUUAUUACCAGAUAUAUAGAAGUGUUAUUGUACCACAAACCAGUGUAAUCUUUUCAACUUGAAAGUAUGCAUUUUCUAUCCUGUUUUUAUUCAUGACUACAGUUUUUAAACUUGAAGAUUAUUGGUUGCUUGUUAUUUAUUAACCAUAGAUAAGUUUACAUAAAAGCAAUUGUUUUUUCGAUAUUUUAAUAAAUCUGAAGGACAGUUAUAUACUUA